Molecule: messenger RNA, 8310 nt
Organism: Leptopilina heterotoma
Lineage: Eukaryota; Metazoa; Arthropoda; Insecta; Hymenoptera; Figitidae
Product: nuclear receptor coactivator 2
Exons: 22
Coding region: 2792-7489 (1565 amino acids)
Biological process (GO): cellular response to hormone stimulus; positive regulation of transcription by RNA polymerase II
Cellular component (GO): nucleus
Molecular function (GO): nuclear receptor binding; protein dimerization activity
Source: RefSeq, a predicted model, not a curated record
UCGUGGCAGUAUUCAGACAAACGAUUGCAGUUUGGUGCUCUUGAUAUUGAAUAGUUUUCACCAAAAAUUCGUUAAUUUUCGUGGUUCCUCGUCGUGUUUGUGUUCUCGUCGUGUUUAGAAAAAAUUUUUCCUCCACGGCCCACCGACACGUAAAGUCCCCUUUUUCCGAACACACGAUAAACAGUGCCACCUGGUGGUAUAUUAAUAUUUCCAUAGUUUGUUGGCGUUUGGUUGCGUUCGAGUCAGUUGUGUUCAACAUAAAGCGCAAGGCGAUUUGUACCGGGAAUUUUUUGCUGUUAAACAGCAAAAUUUUGUUGCUAAAUCGCCUCUAAUAAGUGUGAAUUGCGCAAUUAGUGUUGUGAUAUAAAAAAUGUCUAUCAAUUCGUCUAUUGUAAAUUGAUUAUUGUUACUGGUAUAACAAUUGCCAGCAAUGUAACCGUGUUGUGACGUCACACGGUUAAUCAAGUGCACACACAGACACGCGCGUGAACCAGAGUUUGUUAAAAAAGGGAUUAUAGUUUGGGGGAGAAAAGAUUGAAAUCAAAGUGUUUUAAAACACUGUGUAAAUUGUAAAAAAAUGGAGUAAAUGGGGGAAUAGUGAAGUAAAUGGAGAAUUCGGGUGUAAAAUAGUGUGAGAGAGAAAGGACUAUAGUCUUUGAAGGACAGUUCUGUGUCUUUUACUAAUACAUUGAGAAACGUCUCACACGCAGGCGUCCAACCUAAAAAAAUAUACCGCUCGCCAAGAGGACGACGUCCUCGCUCUUUUGGUCAGAGAUCGACGACAUUGCGAUUAUUGCCUCGUGUUUUAGGACUGUUGGGAUUUAUUUUCUGUGAUUGUGUAUUUAUAUAUAUAUAUGUACACACGUGUAAACGAAGUUUUUUCGCAAACUGUGGCGCCGCGAAUGAAUACUGUCCAUAACCUACACGAACCGGUGGUGUGUGCAGUCGAGCGAAGCACUAAAGCAGAGUCUCUCAGGCCUGUGAAAUCGAUUGACAGGAAUGCAGGCGUUUAAUCAACCAGUGAGAUUUUCGGCUCGUGAAAGAAGGUCGUCGUCGUGUAUUUUAUUUUGACAGUGUUUUUUUGUGUCUGUGUGCGUGUGUCAUUAAAAAUAUAUUGUAUAAAAACCGCGCAACGAAACGCAUGUGUUUCGAAAUGUCUUCUGUGAACGGUCAGACGAAUGAUUCGCGCAAGGAGAACAACGCGUGGACCCUGUACGCCCCGUUUUCUUUCACCUAGUGUUAGUGGACGGGUCGCUGGAUAAGGAUUAAGUCAAGUUCGUCGCGCUUCGAGAACAGUGCGCGACAAAUUUCUUCUAAUUGUUGGAAAUUUUCCUGUUUUUUUUUUGUUGGUUCUUUUUUUUUAUCAUUUUUUCUUUUUUCUCCUUGGCAUAUAGUGUGUGCGCGUGUCUAUGAGCUUCUAUCACGAAUGUCUUGAUGCGCCCCUGAAGAUGAGUGAUUCUUUGAAAGAUCCUUCAACUGGAGUUGUGAGACCAAGACGCAAACGCUGACGUAAAAUCCAAAGAGAUUCAGGAUCAGCGGCGAAAUCGGGACCCUAUUUCGGUUUUGUUUUAAGGACCGGAACUGCCUGAUGAUCGAGACAAGAAUCACGACCUCCGUGAAUUGCAUGAGAUUGUCGAAAAUUGACACUCGUCUCCCCUGAACUUGAAUAUUCAAGAAACCGGUGUAUAUUUGUGUUUGUGUAAAUUUAAAAGAGAGAGAGAGAGAAGGGUCAGGAACUCGGAAAGUGAGAUCUCGUCUGUUGUUAUCCUGAUGAUACAAAACUAAUCCUCAUUUUUCACGAGGUUCGACGUGUCUCUGAAAACAAAGGUCUUGAAUCGAGACUUGAUUUUUAAAGGAAGAAAAAAGAGAAAAUAGUCGAAGGAAAGAAGAGAAAGAGAGAGAAAAUAGUCGAAAGAGGAAGAAAAAGAGAGAAAAUAGUCAAAAGAAGAAAGGAAAGAGAGAAAACAGUCGAAAGAAGAAAAAGAGAGUUGAAUCGAGAGGAGAAAUAAAAACGAGAAAAGAGUAAGAAGAGAGAAAGAGAGGUUUGUUGGAUACCCGGAGGACAAAAGCCGAAAUAAGUAGGCGGUGAAGAAAAAGGAAGGAGAAAAAGAAGAAGAAGAAGAAGAAGAAGAAGGAUUGUGUCUAUCUCUCUUCUAAGAGAGGGUUUCGUUUUUGAACGAAAAGAAGGCUUCCCUUCGCAUCUGGCGAGAAACUUCCAGGAAGGAUUCUUCGUUGCUGCAAACGUUUCAGGAAGAAUAAAUUGGAACGAGAAGGCAGACCAGACCACGAUUUUUGAGAGAGAAAGAAAGAAAGAGAAAGAGUCUUCUCCGUGAGUUCAGUCUAGUUUCGAUCCUAGCUAGUCGUUUAGAAUACGGGGAAACUGGUCCUAGGGCCCCAGACAAAGACAAGAGAGAGGAAGUGAGGGGAAUAUAAAGAAAGGGCGAAUGUUGCCAGACUAGUGUGCCGUGCGUCAAAACUUGGCCCGUGUGGAUUAUAAAACGCAGUGAAGUUUUAAAUUCUCAGUUUGGAAUUCAGUGCGCGAGUGUUUGUGUGUAUGUGUAUAUUUCACGAAAAGAAAGAGUUCUUAUUUUGUAACACACAAAGUUGGUGUUUUUUGUGGUGCUCCUUCUGCUAUUGCUGUUGUUCCUGUUACUGACUUAACUUCUGAUUCUUCUUGCGCUGAAGAGGGACGACCACGUGAUCUUCAUUUGCGCUCAACAACCACAUUCAUUAUCAAGGAGAUCACCCUCAGGAGUUUCACGCCACGCCCACCCUCGAUGAGAGGAGGCACAUGUCCAUUGCUGCCGCUGAAAAUGCAGGGCCUGGCCCGUGUGACCUGCAGGACCCAUUGUGGGUCAAAAUGAGUGCAAUUACUGGCAGUGUCACUAAGAAGAGAAAGAAAUCAGAUGCAAAGCCACAGUCACAAAUCAACAAGUGCCUUAACGAGAAACGACGACGGACCCAGGAGAACCAGUAUAUCGAUGAGCUUGCCGAGCUGAUUUCCGCCACGGAUAUGAGCUCUGGCAAGACUGAUAAAUGUCAAAUCCUCCAGAGAACCGUCGAUCAGAUUCGGCACAUCAGGCAACAAGAGAAUUCCAACAGUCAUGCUGUUCAGCAGGGAGAAGUUUCCUCAUCGAAUCCUAACAUUAUUUCCAACGAUCAAGUUGGCCCUAUGUUACUUGAGGCGUUAGAUGGCUUUCUAUUUGUUGUAAACACUGAGGGGCGCGUUGAGUACGUAACGGAUAAUAUAUCCCAGUAUAUAAAUUAUACUAAAGAAGAUGUGUUUGGAAAGGAUAUUUAUAAUAUAAUUCAUCAUGGAGAUCACAACACCUUCAUGCCUAGUUUGCUGCCAAUGUCAUCAUUAGCAGGCUGGACGAGCGAGCCUCAACCGCAGACAAAGAAUCGUGUUUUUAAUUGUCGCUUUCUAGUGAAGCCUCCCGAUGACAAAGAAGAGACUAUGGAAGAGAAGCAACAACGCGUAAAUAAGUACGAGACUAUGCAAAUUUGUUCUGCGCUUCUUACAAAUAAUAGUGAUCGUCUUGAGAGUGGCGAUGUAUCUUCAGAAUCAUCAGACAUUGGUCCAUGCGUGAUGUGCGUUGCCCGACGAAUUCCCCAUAAUGAGAAACCCAUCACCACCGCCAUCCAACAAUUCACUGUCAAAUUGGACCCGUCUGGCAAAAUCCUCGCUCUAGAUAACAGUUGGUUGUCACAAUCUUACUCUACGUACCUAAACAAGGACCUGGUUGGAACUGCAAUUCAGGACUUGUGUCACCCGCUUGAUCUCAGUGAGCUGACUGCUCAUUUGAAGGGCACGCUGGAAGGCGGCGAACGCUCAAGUCCCAUGUAUCGACUUUGCGUCAGUCAAGACAAAUUUCUCAACGUUAAAGCAAAUUCAAAAUUAUUCAAAGGGACUGAGAUGAGUGGAUACGACACGGACUACGUGAUGUCCAUCAACUCUAUUAUAGGAGACAAUGACUUAACGCCUCUCGAGGGUGGUCAGCUUUCCAACAACAAAUUGUGCUCAGGACACUCUAGUAAUCGUUGUGCGAAUAAUAGUAAUAAUAAUAAUGGUAACAAUAAUAAUAACGUGGGUGGCCCGCUAAUGUCGGUGGCGCAUCUAAACGGUCAAGUGAGUGGUGUCAGUGGUCGUGGUUUGACAUCGCAAAACGCGACAACAUCAAACAACUCGGUAACAUUUAAUACGAGCGAUAAUAGUUGCAAUCCAUUAACAUCGCUCACAACAUCGAGUAAUCCCUUCAACCAAUUUUCCGGGAAUAUGGAUUUGGAGUUUGAACUAUUCCCGAGUUCCACGUGGGACUUGGACAGUAGUAGUGGGUGGGUCGAAAGGCCCGAAUCGAGAGCAAGCGGGCCACCAAAUUCACGACCGCCUUCCCAACCGGCUGCCGCAUCGCCAAGUCCGCAGGGGACGACGACAUUCAACUCGAAUUCAGCGGUGCAACCCUCACACUGCAGUCCCCUGCGUGCGUACAGCCCAACAUCUGGGAAUCCUACCUUCAGUAAUUCGUUCCCAUUCAGUCCACUUCAGGAAUCGCCGACGCCGAUGAACAACAUUGCCGGAGCUGUUGCUGCCGCCGCCGCUGCCGCUGCUGCUGGAGCUAAUGGCGCGACGACUUCUUCGCUGUGCAAACGAAUCGAGAGUCAGGACAAGGGCUGUCCGAGUACGAGUGGAACGAGCGCACCCAAUACGCCAAGUGUCGAGACUCAAAAUAGUGUUGUGUCCACCGAGUCGGUUAGGCUCAGGAACUUGUUAACCAAGGGAGCCAGUGCUAGUGAGGACAGUCAGGACAAUCCUGUUAAUGACGCGGACAAACCGAAUAAGCAUAGGAUAUUAAAGACUUUGUUGAAUCAACAAGACGACGAUGAGUAUCAUUCGGAGCAUAGUUCUAGAGUGCGUACUAGUCCAAGCAGUGCGCCGAAACAAAAUACGGAACAGCCCAACAUUAUGCUUCUCCAGUUAUUAAAUGAGAAAAACGACGACGACGAUGAAGAGGCAAGGGUUGGAUUGAAGAAGAGUAAUGAACUUCUUCAAAAGCUAUUGAAAAACCAAGACGAAGAGAGGAAACAGAAAGAACAAACGAAUCAGGAGGAUGAUCCUCUAUUGAGAAGUCUUGGUUUCCAAAAUACCACGCCGUCACCGUCGCAGCCAAAUGAAAAUUCUCAAGUUCCGCGAAAGCGACCGGGCGAAGAAAUGAAUAUGAAUUCGUCGAUGAAACGACCAAGGGACGGAACGCAUCCCCCAGCGUCUGCUCCAACUUCUACGAACAAACAUUUGUGGGAAAAGAACAAAAUGCUUGCUUCGCUUUUGGCCAAGCAACCCGAGCAACCAACCAAAAUCCCACCGAUCGAUGCAUCUGUGAUAUCAGCGACCCCACAGCUCCUUUUUCAGGACAAACUCCCCCGAGUGACGGAUCGCUUGAAGCAACCGCCGCAACAGCAGCAACAACAGCAGCCAUGGACUACAAGUAGAAUGCAGCAGCCAAUUGGCAACAACACAAUUACCACAACUGCAACUUCGGCCCGUACUCCUCUCCAAAACCUACCUAGACAACAACUACCUCGCCAAGCAGCCAAUGUCUACCUCAGUCAUAUGCUAAGUCAAGUGAGUCAAACGCAGCAACAAAGGCCUCAAGUAGAACAAAUAGAUUCGGAAUUUAUAAGCGGCGGUGAAUAUCGACAACCCAACACAGACCCCAACGUUUGGAAUAAUCAAUCAACUGAUCCUGAUCUUAACGAUAUUUUAGAGCAGUUUGUCGACUUUACUUCCAAUCAGACCAAUGAAGAUUCGUCUGAAACAACCAACGAUUUGCUGAGCGUUGCUGAAGUACCACAUGACAUUGUCGUGAAUGAGACAAUGGCAAUCAACGCCAUACAGAAGUCAUUAAUGCUUAUCGAGGCUAAAGUCAAUUCAACGUCUUCCAGCAUCACGAUACCGGGUACACCUCCAGCUUAUUCCACAGCGUUGGGCAAUGCGCCUGUUGUUACAACAAGCCAUAAUUAUCAAGCGGCGGCAUUGUAUCAACAGCAGCAACAGCCAAGAAUGAGAUUUAAUGCCCAGCCGGGAAUUCGACAGAGCGCUGCGCAAUUUACGCCUCAACAACAAUUGCACAUACAGCAACAACAGAGGAGUAAUCUUAUUCAGCAACAACAAAUGAAACAACGAUUGCUCCAGCAACAGCAACAACAGCAGUUGCUUAUACCUUCCAAUGCUACAGCUACGGACCAAAUAAACACUGGAAUUCAUAACAUUGACAGUUUAUUGAACAACACUGUUGCUCCAAAUGUAUCUCUACAGAGGUCAAGUGUAACGGAUUCGCAAGUGUCUCCAGGAUAUGGGGGUUCCGUCCAAAUGCCUUCUGGGCACCGGCUUGCUCACUCCUAUUCUCAUCCUUCCACGUUAUCUCAGCACCCCGUAAAUAAUAACUUCAGUAGUGGCCAGCAAGUUUCCGCGACGGCGAGACUAUCGCCGCACUCUCCUGCUGGCAUUCUCUCCUUCUCUCAUCCGCAACCUCUGUCGCCUCGAGUCUCGCAGGGCAAUUAUGGUAACAGUCCAAGAAUGUUUAACGUUAAUCAAGUUCGACAACAGCAACAACCAACAACCCAGCAACAACUUCAACAGCAACAGAGAUCGAUGCCUUCACCUGGAACACCAGCGUCGGCGCGGCAGUCGCCAUUCCCCGCUGAAACUUUCCCACCGCCUGCAAGUCCCACUGCUAGCCAGUUUCCCCCUGUUCAAAUCCCAAACGCUAACAAUCCUUCCACGCAGUACAGACUCCAGAGAACUACGUCUACUCCAUCGGCCACUACACAGUUGCCAGGUGGAAUUGGUUCACCGCGUCAUUAUGGUGGAGUAAAUAAGGAACAGGCUCUUUUAUCACCUAGUCAUCCCCACUCGGGUUGUCCCGCAACACCGACCCAUAAUCAGCAUAACGUCACCAAUACCCAACACUUCUCCAAUCAGCAACACUCAUCUAUGAUAUAUCACAACACCGCCAAUACUAUCAACACUGCUGAUGUACAGAAUCAAAAUCAGUACUGUUAUGAUCGGACGUCCGUUCCACUCUAUCAAAUGGGGCCUGGGGAUGGGCAGGACACUAGGCCUCUGCCUCCCAGUAAUCCUGCUAGUCACCAAAUGGGUGGAAAUGCGAGCAGUACUGUUACAAUGACAUCGGAGUUUGUUCGUCAAGAGCUGAGAGCAAUUGUCGGUGCCAGGACGCAGCAACAACAGCAAAGGGUGCCUAAUAGUCUUCAGAAUAACUUGUCUGGUCAAGUUUCUCAGGAUGAUCUCGACGCUCUUGGACUUACUUUCGAGAUGUCUUCUGCAGGUGAGCCUGUGGUUAGCGAUGGCCCUGCAAAGAGCUGGGCCAUUGGGAGUGCCGGAAGCGCCCCCUCCUCCUCCAGGACUACUAUCGAAGAAGUGGCCCAAGGUGAUCCAAAAGCGUCACUGUUGCAGAAACUUUUAUCCGAGUGACUGCUGGCUAGCAUCUCGCGAAUGAAGGAAAUAUAUGUAAUAUAUAUUUGAGUGAUGAAAAGAGUAUAUACAUACACACCUACAUUUACAUAAAAAAAAACACUAUACGUAACGGAUACUAUUGUAUUAUAUGUAAUACUACACGUAAAAGCAGUAUACAGAUAUGUAUCCCCAAGUACAAUGCGAACAAUCACACAAAAGGUUUCGAUAAAAAAUAUUUUCCCAGAGAGAGAGGAAUUGUGUCCCGUGAAAGAAAAAAAAUGGAUUUCACAUUUUCAGAAAGAUAUUUUUCUGUAAAAAAAAAGAAGAAGAAGAAAGUAGUGUGGACCCUGUAGUUGCGGGCAAGAUUUUCUAAAAAGGAAAACAAAAAUUUCCUUUCUAAAUAGGGAAAAAUAGUUAUUCUCCCGCGGAUAAAAAAAGAAGAAAUUGCAAAUGAAGAGAGAAAUUAUUUUUAAAAAUGAAAUUUUCUCGUGAUGGCAGAAAAUUGUUUCUGAAAAAAAAGGAAAAAUUUCCAAGUGAAGAAGAGAAUUUGAAAAAACCACUUUCCAAGAGAAUUGCAAUUUUCACGAGAAGAGGAAAAACUAUUUUUUUUUUGUUGUGUGUGUGGAGAGGAAGGAUAACUUUUUUGUGAGUACAAAAAGAAUUUAUUACAAAAAAGAGGUUAUGGAAUUUUAUUUUUGGUGAAAGGAAACGGGAACACGGGAGGAAAUUGUUUGGGAAAAUUUUUUUUCUCACGCGAAGAGAAAAUUAUUUUUUAAUUCUUUUAAAGAAUUUAAAAUUGGAUAGUUUUAAAAACUAUUAAAUUUAGUCUAAAUUAAAUU